Cyprinus carpio (common carp) is the source of this 2828-nucleotide messenger RNA. Its product is annotated as aspartate beta-hydroxylase. The record is from RefSeq and is a predicted model, not a curated record. Gene Ontology annotation, molecular function: peptidyl-aspartic acid 3-dioxygenase activity. Gene Ontology annotation, cellular component: endoplasmic reticulum; membrane. Gene Ontology annotation, biological process: peptidyl-aspartic acid hydroxylation. Lineage: Eukaryota; Metazoa; Chordata; Actinopteri; Cypriniformes; Cyprinidae.
AAUGUUAGUUUGAUGCAGGUUUUUCUGUUUUAGUUAUAUGGCUAGAUUGCAGAAGCAGAAGCUACCACUAACGUUUAUUAUUUCAUCAAGAAACUCGGGAGACCGGUCCUUGUAUGGAAAAAUAGCUCUGUGGCAAGAGAGUCACUUGCCAGGAUUUAAAUGCUCCUCUGCCUGGAGGCUGGAAAACGCCUUCCGAAGUUUGAUUUGUGUGUCAUUAAAACGCAUGUAUGUAGUGAAGCAGUGUAUCCUCCAUUGUGUGCUACUCUUUUGUUAAGUAUAGUAAUUUGGAAGACCAUUCAGCCUUUUCAGCUUUCAAAUUUGAACUAGAACAGCAGGAUGGAGUGGGAUUUGCCUCUACCCUUUCGUAUGAGUGCUUGAGAUUUUCUGGCUUUUGAGCGGACAGUUCUAAAAAUAAUCCAUUUGCUGGUCGAGUUCCAUAUUAAGUUCCGGCUCAAUUCACAAAGAACAAAAAGGCAGGAGACCUGCUGUUGUACAGGGGUUUGGGGUAGGAUUGGGGUGAAAGACGCUCUCUUCUUCCACACGUUGCUUGGAGGAAUGGGGGAGCCGAAUGCAGAGGUCAAGUUGGUGAACGAAGAAACCGAGGCCAAGCCACAGCAGGCUCAUAAAAAUGGAAAGAAGGCAGAGGUUGGAGGGGGAACCUCGUUUUUCACCUGGUUCAUGGUUUUGGCUCUCUUGGGCGUCUGGACUUCUGUAGCUGUUGUGUAUUUUGACCUUGUUGACUAUCAAGGUGUAAUUGCCAAAGCAAAGGACUUGCGCUAUAAUCUUUCAGAGGUGUUACAAGGUAAACUCGUGUCCUAUGAUGCUGAUGGUGAUGGAGACUUUGAUGUGGAAGAUGCUAAAGUACUACUAGGGCUGAAAGACAAAUCCACCAUCGAGACCAGUGAAUCAUUUGAGGGAACCCCUGCUGAACCUGUGGAAGAAGCUCCUGAAUCUAUUGUGGAGGAAGAAAUCCAGGCCACUAAAGUUGAAGAAGCAGCUCAGCCACCACCGGAGCCAGAGGCUGUGGAAGAGGAGCCUGUUCCUGUGGAAGAAGAACCUCUGGAAGUAGACGAAGAGCCCACUUCUGUAGAAGAUGAAGUAGAUGAGGAGGAACCAGAGGUUGAAGAGGAGCAAGAAGUUCCUGAGGAAGAACCAGAAGUUGUUGAGGAAGAGGCUGAGGUUACAGAGACUUUUGAGGAGGCAGUGGAAGAGCCUGCAAAAGAAGAAGAGUUCAUACCGAUUGAGGAAGCGGCACAAGUGAAAGAAGCGGUUGAGGAAGAGGCUGCAUCAGUAGAAGAAGUAGUAGAAGAUGCACCACUGGAAGAGGCAGCAGCAGAAGUAGUUGAAGAGGUUGCACAGGUAGAAGAAGCAGUGGAGGUAGUGUUGGAGGAAGAGGCAGCAUCAGUGGAAGAGACAAUAGAAGAAGUAGAAGAGGAUGCACCAGUGGAAGAAACAUUAGAAGAAGCUGCACCAGUAGAAGCAGCUGUGGAGGAGCUUGAACAAGUAGAAGAAGCUGUGGAAGAGGUUGUACCAGUAGAAGAAGCAGUUGAGGAGCUUGAACCAGAAGAAGAAGCUGUGGAAGAGGUUGUACCAGUAGAAGAAGCAGUGGAAGAGGUUGUACCAGUAGAAGAAGCAGUUGAGGAGCUUGAACCAGAAGAAGAAGCAGUGGAAGAGGUUGUACCAGUAGAAGAAGCAGUUGAGGAGCUUGAACCAGAAGAAGAAGCAGUGGAAGAGGUUGUACCGGUAGAAGAAGCAGUUGAGGAGCUUGAACCAGUAGAGGAACCUGAACAAGUGGAGGAACCUGAAACAACAGAACCAGUGGAAGAUGUAGAAACACCUGAAGAGACAGUUGAGGAAUCAGUCUCUGUAGAAGAAACUGUAACAGAAGAAGUUAUAGAGGAAACAGAUGAGCCACUUCAGGAAGAUGAGGAAGUACAAGACUCCACAUUGGAGGAAACAGAACUUGAGGCAGAUGAUAUGGAAGAAGAAGAAGAAGAAGAGGAGGAUACAGCUGCUGAGGAAGAGCAGUCUGAGGAGGACGUAGCAGAGGAAAUUAACCAAACAGAAGAACAAAUUGAAGCAGAGCCCACAGAAACAUAAAACAUUAGGCAGUAUGUAAGAUACGGAGAGGACCAGCACCACAUGGCAUUCCACUGGAAGCGUGCAGCUGCCGAUUUCCCACCAUGGAGUAAAAAAAAAAAAGAGAAUGCUACUAUUUCCCUUUCAAUUUUUUUUUUUUUUUUUUUUUUUGACAUUCAAGCCUGCUUGUUAAUUGAUAAUGCAGUCUGUUUGUGUACAAUUAUUUAAAUGUUUGUCAACUUUUGUUUGGUGGUUUGACCCUUUCUCCCUUUCGAAUCCCUUUUUUGUAAUUACAGACAAAGCUUUUUUUCCUGUGCUCUAACAUAGAUGUGAAGUAGCCUUUUUUGAAUGAUCAUGGAUGAUAGUUCAGUUGUAGUUUCCUCUCCUGUGUGUACAAACACCUUCAUGUUGCUUUGUAGCUCAGAGAUCUUCACAUUCUACUCUGCACUGAAUUCUCCAGUGUUUCUCUCUUCAUCAAAUCUGACGUUCUGCUUUAAUGUGAAGGUACUAUGCAAAGCUGCACUGAUCUUUCGCUAUUUCUACCCUUAGGUUUUGUACUACCAAUAUGUAUUGAGUCUUAAUUUCCAAUGUUGCAUAUCAAGGACAAGUUUAUGCUGGCAGGUUAACCAAGCAAGUUGCUAUGUGAACUGUGUACGGAGUGAAUGGGCGUGCAUGUGCAUGUAUGUGUGUCUAUUUGAAAAUUCAUGUUUAACUAUGCGAAACAAUCAUUUGAGCCAUUUUUCUCACUA